Messenger RNA from Vidua chalybeata, 1639 nucleotides. RefSeq names its product latent-transforming growth factor beta-binding protein 4-like. Gene Ontology annotation, molecular function: calcium ion binding; transforming growth factor beta binding. NCBI's taxonomy places the organism in Eukaryota, Metazoa, Chordata, Aves, Passeriformes, Viduidae. The coding region runs from base 66 to 1337 and encodes 423 amino acids. The record is from RefSeq and is a predicted model, not a curated record. The transcript is spliced from 9 exons.
UCACAACCUCCCGUUUCCCCCACGUGACUCCCGGUACGGCCGAACCCGGAAGCGCCGCCGCCGCCAUGGACCCCGCCGCUCCCCCCCCAAAGCGCCGCGGGCCCGCUCGCCUGGCCGAUCCGCGGCCUCUUUUCGAGGACACGAGCGCUACCGGCGCCUCACCGGGCCGCGGGUUCGGGGCUCCGCCGCCUUCGGCCUCCUCGGCCUCCUCCUCCUCCUCGGCCGCGGCCUCGGCGGCGUUCGGGCCGCCCGGGGCGUUCCUGGCCGAGCCCGUGACCUCGCUGGCCGCGGCCUACGGGAGCAGCCUGGCCUCGCACGUGGAGGGGAACACAACGACGAACAACGACGAGUGCGCGGCGGCCGAGGCCGAGCCGUGCCUGGGGGGGCUCUGUGUGAACACGGUGGGCUCGUACCUGUGCUCCUGCCCCCCCCGCUCAUCCUCGACCCCUCCAGCGCCGCUGCGUGGCCAACGACUCCAGCCCGGAGGGGUCGCUGGCCGUGUGCUGGCAGGAGAGGGGUCGGUGGCCGUGUGCUGGCAGGAAGUGGGGCCGGACCUGGUGUGCGGGCGGCCCCGGCGCGCGGCGCAGGUGACCUACACCGAGUGCUGCUGCCUGUACGGGCAGGCGUGGGGCAUGGAGUGCGCGCUCUGCCCCGCCCCCCACUCCGACCCCCGAACUUCGCCCCCCCUCAGCUCCCCCCCCCUCUACGACCCCUCCCCCAAUUUCCCCCCUCCCCCCAAUUUCGCCCCCCCCCAAUUCGGGCCCCUCCCCUACGGGGGCCCCCCCGAAUAUUUUGGGGGGCUGCACCCCCAUUACGACCCCUACCCUUUUGGGGGGGCGGGCUUGGGCUACGACCCCCGGGGGGGUGGGGGAGGGGUGGGGGACCCCCUUUACGCCCCUCGCCCACCGCCCCUCCCCCCUCGCUACGAGGAUUUUGGGGACCCCCGGGGGAGGGGGCCCCGAUUUGAGCCCCCGGACCCCCCCCCGGACCCCCGAGGGGGCCCCCCCUGGAACUUCCAACCCCACGGGACCCCCGAGGAGGAGGAGGAGGAGGAGGAGGAAGGGGCGCGGGAGGAGGAGUGCGGGGUCCUGAGCGGCUGCACCCACGGGCGCUGCGUCCGCGUGGGCGACGCCUUCACCUGCGCCUGCGACCCCGGCUUCCACCUGGACCCCGCCCGCCUCGACUGCCUCGACGUGGACGAGUGUUUGGGGGUGCCCCCGCCGUGCCGCCCCGGGCGCUGCCUCAAUACCCCCGGCUCCUUCCGCUGCCUGUGCCCCCCCGGGACCCCCCCGGCGCUGGACCCCCCCCGCUGCCCCCCGCGCCCCCCCCGCGCCUGAAGCCCCCUCCCCAUAUUUAUUGUGUGGGUUUGUUUUGUAUAGAAAAAAAAAUAUCAAAAUAAAUAUAAAGGAUUUUUUUUUGGGGGGGGAGCUGGGGGGGGGAUUUAUUUCCACACCCCCCCCUCAAAUCAAGCCUCAGCCUCGUGGCUGUGACCCCCACCCCCCCCACAAAAAGGGAGGGGGGAUUUGGGGACCCCUCCCCAUAUUUUUACCGAAUAAAGGUUUUAUAUAAAAAAAAAUAAAAGGAGUUUUGGGUGGGGUUUUUUUGAACGCUCCCCCUUUUUUUUGGGGGGGGGGUUGGA